Condylura cristata (star-nosed mole) is the source of this 2149-nucleotide messenger RNA. It is a transcript of the gene ATP6V1C1, whose product is annotated as ATPase, H+ transporting, lysosomal 42kDa, V1 subunit C1. The transcript is spliced from 13 exons. The record is from RefSeq and is a predicted model, not a curated record. Gene Ontology annotation, molecular function: proton-transporting ATPase activity, rotational mechanism. Gene Ontology annotation, cellular component: vacuolar proton-transporting V-type ATPase, V1 domain; lysosomal membrane. Gene Ontology annotation, biological process: proton transmembrane transport. Lineage: Eukaryota; Metazoa; Chordata; Mammalia; Eulipotyphla; Talpidae. Bases 201 to 1349 code for a protein of 382 amino acids.
UCCGGCUGGCACGUGACUUGUUCCGUGGGCGCUGGGGUCGAGGAAGCCGUGAAGCCGGGGCUUGGGUCGGGAAGGGAUGGAGCGCUGAGCCGUUAACGCCUGCCAGGCUGUCUGCCUCCGUACCUGGUACUGCUGCUGCUUCCUCGUUUGACACCUUCCUGGAGAUACUCUGAUUUUAGAAGAAAUACGUGGUGACAAACAUGACUGAGUUCUGGCUUAUAUCAGCUCCUGGGGAAAAAACUUGCCAACAAACAUGGGAGAAAUUGCAUGCAGCAACUACAAAGAACAAUACUCUUGCUACUACUUCAAAGUUCAACAUUCCUGACUUGAAGGUUGGCACACUGGAUGUCUUGGUUGGCUUGUCAGAUGAACUGGCUAAACUGGAUGCAUUUGUAGAAGGGGUGGUUAAGAAAGUGGCUCAAUAUAUGGCUGACGUCUUAGAGGAUAGUAAAGAUAAAGUUCAGGAGAAUCUGUUGGCCAAUGGAGUUGACUUGGUUACUUAUAUAACAAGGUUCCAAUGGGACAUGGCUAAAUAUCCGAUCAAGCAGUCCUUGAAAAAUAUUUCUGAAAUAAUUGCCAAGGGAGUAACUCAGAUUGACAAUGACCUGAAAUCUCGAGCAUCUGCAUAUAAUAACCUGAAAGGGAAUCUUCAGAAUUUGGAACGAAAGAAUGCAGGAAGUUUGCUAACUAGAAGUCUAGCAGAAAUUGUGAAGAAAGAUGACUUCGUUCUUGAUUCAGAGUAUCUCGUCACAUUACUGGUUGUAGUUCCCAAGUUAAACCACAACGAUUGGAUUAAACAGUAUGAAACACUGGCUGAAAUGGUAGUUCCAAGGUCUAGCAAUGUUCUCUCAGAGGACCAGGACAGUUACCUUUGUAAUGUCACCUUGUUUAGGAAGGCAGUUGAUGACUUCAGACACAAAGCCAGAGAAAACAAAUUCAUCGUCCGUGACUUCCAGUAUAAUGAAGAGGAGAUGAAAGCAGAUAAAGAAGAAAUGACCAGGCUUUCUACUGACAAGAAAAAGCAGUUUGGACCACUUGUGCGGUGGCUGAAAGUAAAUUUCAGUGAGGCGUUCAUUGCGUGGAUUCAUGUGAAAGCUUUAAGGGUUUUUGUGGAGUCUGUUUUAAGGUACGGCUUGCCAGUAAAUUUCCAGGCAAUGCUUCUUCAGCCUAAUAAGAAAACAAUGAAGAAACUAAGAGAAGUAUUACAUGAAUUGUAUAAACAUCUAGACAGCAGUGCUGCAGCCAUUAUUGAUGCGCCGAUGGACAUCCCAGGCUUAAACCUGAGUCAGCAGGAAUACUACCCCUACGUGUACUACAAGAUUGAUUGCAACUUGCUGGAAUUCAAGUAAAAAUGUGCUCUCCCGACAGCCCUGCCCUUGUGUUGGUGUGUGCUAACAAAUAGGCUGCAGAAUGACAGUACUCUAACUCUCUUACCCUUUGCUUGCUUCUUACCCCUCCCUGGUGAGUUCUCCCAUAGUGGUCUACUUCUCAAUAUUUUCUUUUUAAAAGAAAAUAAUAUGUCUUGUUCCUUUUUAUUGAUCAGGUCUGUAAAUGUGUACUACAAAAAUCAGAGUUUAUUUAUAAACAGAAUAGUUUAUUUAAAGCGAAGGCCUUUCCUCAUCAAUAUCGUGGUAUGCAUUGAUUCCAUUCGUUACUGUUGUGCACAGAAGCCUGUUUACAGGAAUGGUGUAAACAUUUAUGCCAUUUUGUUCACUGUAUUUAGUGUAGACAUAAUUGUUCAUAGUUACUGAAUUGUGAUGUAAAGAAAUGUGAUGAUAUUCAAGUAUGUGAUUUCUGAAUGUUUCAAAUUACAAUCUCUGAGCACUGUUGACACCCCACAGGAGAGAAUAAAAUUGCCUGUGCAAAGGUGUGUUGUGGUGUGUGUACCUUCAGAAGAUUCUAGUUCAGUAUGAGUCUAAUAUAUUCCAGCAGAGCCAGCUUGCUGCGCUGCCCUCAGGGUUUUGUUACAUAGAGAGAUGUGACCAUUUAUGUCUGACUUGCAUGAUUUAAAUGUGCCAAAUUUGGGUCAGCUACAAAUUUGGAUUUAUUUUUGAAAUAGAAUGGUAUUUUCAUUCAGGCUCUAUAUCUAUAGACUUUCCAUUUUUUAAAAUAGGAAGCCGGGCCAAUUCUGAGUAAGGAAUAGCAGAAC